GUAUCGCUAUCAGCAUUCAGCAGUGGCUGUUUCAGUGUUAAUGUGAUAACGAGAGUCUGCACUUCCGCGGUACGACGUUCGAACCAUGGCCAAGUACAUAGUGCAAAUAAUAAUUAUUGGCUCUCAGAUUGUCGGUAAGGCACUGACCAAAGCUCUUAAACAGGAAUACGCCGCAAGCCAGGAAUCUGCUCGUAGGGCUGGCGGAGGACGUGCGGGAGCAGCUCACGCCGCUGCCAAUGCCAAGGCCGGCAUCACAUUAGAGGAAGCCAAACAGAUAUUGAACGUCCAAGAUUUGACACCAGAUGAAAUCCAAAAAAGAUAUGAAUAUUUAUUCAGAAUAAAUGACAAAUCACAAGGUGGUUCAUUUUACCUACAGUCUAAAAUAUACAGAGCUAAAGAACGACUAGAUAAAGAAAUUACCAAUAAAAGUAGUGAAAAAGCGUAAAUAAUAUAGAAUAGAUAUUUAGUCAAUUGUAUCAAAAUAUAUAAUAAACUGCAAAACUGAAAAUGUUAAAGUGUUUUUUUAUAUUAUAUUUGCAAGAUGGUGUACAAAAGCAUUUGUUAUUGCUGUAGAUAUUACAAUUGAGAAUGUAUUUGUGGUAUAAUAUUGAACCUGACUUGGUUUAUAAAAUGAAACCUUACAGUAUUUGGUGUUAAAACCAAAUCAUCAUAUAAAAAACAGGUUUUACAUUUUAGAUUCAUGGGGUAAAUUUAGGAAAAAUGGUUGAUUGUUAAAUUUAACAGAGCAUGAUAAUUUUAUGUUGAGGGGGACAAAAGUUAGCGUUGUAAUUUGAUCAUAGCUUAUAUAAAAACAAAUCAUGUACCUAAUCUAAGUACUGUGAUAUUAACUAGUUAUUAUUAUGUUCUGAAAUAUUUUAUUAAAAACUGUUAAAAGAAUAAUUUAUUGCAUUUUUGAAGUUAAUAACAAACAGAUGUUUACUCCAAUAUUUAAAGUGGAUAAAUAGAUAAGAACAGUUAUUUGUGGGUGACUAAAAGCUAUUUUAAUUUAGUUGAAACAAUACAUUAAUUAGUUCUAAAACAAAUGAGCAUAGUAUUUUUUGUGAUCUGUGAAGUAAGUUAUUGAUUUAACAUUAUUUUUGUAUUAAAGUGUAAAUAAAGAUAUUAUUUGUUUUA
Messenger RNA from Melanaphis sacchari, 1134 nucleotides. Its product is annotated as mitochondrial import inner membrane translocase subunit Tim16-like. The record is from RefSeq and is a predicted model, not a curated record. NCBI's taxonomy places the organism in Eukaryota, Metazoa, Arthropoda, Insecta, Hemiptera, Aphididae. The transcript is spliced from 3 exons. Gene Ontology annotation, biological process: protein import into mitochondrial matrix. Gene Ontology annotation, cellular component: TIM23 mitochondrial import inner membrane translocase complex. The coding region runs from base 86 to 445 and encodes 119 amino acids.